AUGCCCCAACCCGAUCGUAUUCUUUUAGUUGUUUCAAUCCUUGAAGGUCGAAAUUUUCCAAAUCAACCAUCAUGUCAAUUAACUGUUGAUGCUAAAUUUGAUGGUGAAAUUCUUACAACAGAUCCUGUUGAAUUUACAUCAACACCUGAUAUUAAUCAAGAAUUAGCUUGGGAACUUGAUAAAAAAACUUUUCAAUUACAUAAAUUACAACGUAGUGUUAUAAAAUGUAAUGCAUAUUCAACAACAUCAUCUGGACAACGUGAAAAUCUUGGUUAUUUUAUUAUUGAUAUUCGACCAUUAAAUACAAGUCAAAAAAUUCGUUGGCAUCAUUUGUUACAAACAAAAUAUCCAAAAUUAAAACCAGAAUUUAGUAUUUGUGCAUAUAUUGAAGAUGAUCAAACAACAAGAAGUGGAUCGGCAACAUCAAAAAUUAGUAAAACACCAUCAAAUACAGCUAUAUCAACAACUACAACAUCAAAUCGUUCAAAACAUCUUCAACCAAUUCUUCUUGAAGAUAAAGGUUAUUAUCAAUUAGGACCUGAUGUUUCAUCAGCAGAAAUAUUUUCAUUAUCAAUAACAAUACGUUCUGCAAAAAAUCUUAUACAUCUUGUAUCAUCAAGUACAAAUUUAAAUACUCAAGAUGAGUAUUUUUUUGAUUAUGCACUUUUUGGUAAUAGAAUUAAAACAGAAACAUUUCAUAAUUUAAUUCAACCAGAAUUUUAUCCUGAACGUGCUAGUGUUCGUAUACGUUCAUCAAUUCAAUUACUUCGAUCUUAUUUUGAAACGUAUCAUCCAAUUGAAUUUCAUUUAUAUACUGGAAAUGAUAUCAUAGGUCAAACACAAAUACCAUUACAUAAAAUUCUUAAACCAUUACAACAAAAACCAGGCAUGGAUAAAACAUUUGAUGUAUUAACAGAAGUAUAUCAUCUUCGACUUGUUUCAUCAAGUGGACAUGACAAAACAGAAACUACUGACGAUGAAGAUUCACAACCGAUUGUUAAAGUUGAAAUUUCAUUAGCACGAGAAACAGUAAUAAAUGAAUCAAAAUCAAAUAGUGAUAAACAACAACGAAAACGAUCCAACAGUGCCAAUAAUAAUCAGAGUUCAAACAUGACAGAUGUUGAGCAUGAAAAUAGUAUUCCACAACGAGUUCAACAAAUAUCUAUAAAUAAUCAUGCUACAACAGAUGAUCGUCUACCUUCACCAAUUCUUCAUACUAUAAGUGAUCAUCAUCUAUCACAUCAUUAUUGUUUAUCAAUUGAUUUAAAAUCACUUCGUAAUUUACGUUUAUUACAUUCAACAUAUUUAUAUUGUCGUUAUAUUUAUCCAUUUCUUGGUACAUCAACACCAAUAUUAACACAUCCACCAUUACAUAUUCCAUAUACAUCAUCAGCACCACCUAAUGAACAUUUAUUACCACAUGGUUUAUGUAUAUUUAAUUUUGCUGUUGAUACUGAACAAUUAACAUCUCAUUUUCAUCGUGAACCAUUAACUAUUGAAGUUUAUUGUCGUGAUCAAGAACGUAGUGAACGUAAAGAUGAAUUAUUUGGUAUUGUUCAUGUACAAUUAGAUAAAGUAUUACAAGUUGAAAAACAACGUUGUUCAUCAAAUAUUAAUGGAAUUCUUGGAUGGAGACAAACAUGGACUCAAGCAUUACCUGUUAUUGGACAUAAUACGGAAAAACGUGCAGAAUUAUUAAUUACAAUUACAUUAGAAGAUCUUGGUGCACUUCAUCUUAAUUCAUCUACAACACCUCGACCUCAUUCUGUUCCACCGCAUUGUGGUAUUGAUACAAUUUUUCAUCGUCCACAUGAUGAUGCAUAUAUACAAGCCGCAUAUGAACUACAAUUAUGGAAAGAAAGUCGAGAACUUGAAUUUGAAAAACAUUUACGGGAAGUUGAAGCAAAAAAAAUUUAUGAAUUAAUGGAAGCAUUUAAAGAAAAAGAUCGUGAACGUGAAUCAUUACUUCAAAAAAAGAUGAAAGAAUAUGGAGAUUUAGAAAAACAAAUGAAAAAAGCUUUAAUAGAUAUUGAAAAACGUGAAAAACAAUUGAAUGUUAAAGAGCAAGAAGUUCAACGUAUGCAAAUUGAUUUAAAACGUGAUUAUGAUAAUAAAUAUAUUGAAAUACGUGAAGCAUCAAAACGUUUACAAGAACAAUCUGAACAUCAAAUAACACUUGAAAAAAGUAAAAAUCAAGCAUUAGAUGAUGAUAUUAUUCGUUUAAAACGUUCCGUAGCCGAAUGGGAAAAACGUUAUCGUGAUAAAGAACAAGAAUUUUUUUCUUAUAAAGACAAACAACGUAGUGCACCAGAAGUUAAACUUCAAGCUGAAAUAAAUAUGAUUACAAUUGAAAAGAAUGAACUUCAACGUAAAUUAGAUGCUUCAUUAACAUCAGCUGAACGUUAUAAACAACAAUGGCUUAAAGCAUUAAAAGAAUUUCGACGUCUUCAACAACGUGAGCAUGAUCAAUCAAAAUUUUUAGUUCAAAAACAACAACAAGAACUUGAACAUAUGCGAUUAAGAUAUUUAGCUGCUGAAGAAAAUGAAAUUAUGAAAAGUGAUCAUAAACAAUUAGAAAAUAUUAAAAAUGAAUUAAAUAAAUUAAAAGAAGUCUCAUCAACACCAAUAGUUACUGGUGAUUACCAAUCAAAUUUAUCUAAUGAUAAUGAUCAUUUAGAACAAGUUGAUCAACAACUUGGUGUUUUAAUUGAACAUCGAGAUACAUUAUUACAAACAGGAACAUAUACACAUAAUGAUGCUUUGAUACAAGAACUUGAAAGACGAAUACAAGAAGCAAUGAAACGCAAAAGUAGCAGUAGUCGUUAUCAGUAG
Messenger RNA from Rotaria sp. Silwood1, 2832 nucleotides. The record is from the annotation of a GenBank genome assembly. Lineage: Eukaryota; Metazoa; Rotifera; Eurotatoria; Philodinida; Philodinidae.